This is a messenger RNA of Antechinus flavipes (yellow-footed antechinus), 2170 nucleotides long. RefSeq names its product transcription factor EC (gene TFEC). The coding region runs from base 65 to 1279 and encodes 404 amino acids. Lineage: Eukaryota; Metazoa; Chordata; Mammalia; Dasyuromorphia; Dasyuridae. Gene Ontology annotation, molecular function: protein dimerization activity; DNA-binding transcription factor activity, RNA polymerase II-specific; RNA polymerase II cis-regulatory region sequence-specific DNA binding. Gene Ontology annotation, biological process: regulation of transcription by RNA polymerase II. The record is from RefSeq and is a predicted model, not a curated record. The transcript has 9 exons. Gene Ontology annotation, cellular component: nucleus.
AGCUGUGGUUUGUUUCUUCUGUCCCUUUUUGCAUGCUGCUGCUUAUGUGCUGGUGGCAGGGAUUAUGAGUCGAUGCUGCUUAGUUGAAGUGAUAACAGUGAUAGAAAUCCAAUCAGUGCCGAACUCAGCAAUGCCUCAUUUAACUGAUCGACCUUAUUACAAGGUUCAAACACAAGUGGAAAACCCAACUAGGUACCAUAUACAGCAAGCACAGAGACACCAAAUUAAGGAGUAUCUGACUCUUGACACCAAGUUGCCCAAUCAAACCCUAACAUUGACUCAUCCACAAGCCACAGGUGUCACACAUAUGGUACAGAAUGGACAUGUGCCUCCUGACAAUGAGAUUGAGAUCACAGAAAAUCCAAUCACCAGGUUGCUAGCUCUUGGGAAGGAUCAUAAAAAUGUGAUGGAUGAUGUUUUUGAGAACAUAAUCAGCAUGGAAUCAAGUUUUAAUGAUAAAGGAACAGAUUGUCCAGAAGCUCCACUCCUAAUGCAAAGGACGUUAUCUGGAAGCAUCUUGGAUGUGUACAACGGUGACCAGGGGAUUGCACCAGUUAAUACGGGGCUUACUAAUGCCUCCUGUCCAGGAAGUCUACCUGUGAAAAGGGAAACCCCAGAAACAGAUACUCGGGCUCUAGCAAAAGAGAGGCAAAAAAAGGACAAUCACAAUCUCAUUGAAAGAAGAAGAAGGUACAAUAUUAAUUACCGAAUCAAGGAGCUUGGCACUCUUAUUCCAAAGUCUAAUGAUCCUGAUAUGCGCUGGAACAAAGGAACUAUUUUAAAAGCAUCAGUGGAGUACAUCAAGUGGCUACAAAAAGAACAACAGAGAGCCCGAGAAUUAGAACACAGGCAGAAGAAAUUAGAGCUGGUUAACCGACAGCUUCUACUUCGAAUUCAGGAACUGGAAAUACAGGCUCAGGCACAUGGCCUGCCAAUCAUAUCUUCACACAGUGCAAUUGAUUUGGCUGCCCAUACCACCAAUCAUCAUACGUAUACAGAGGAUAAAUCAGGAGAUUAUUCCCAAGAACUGACUCUGGCUCAGGGAUCAAGAUCUGACCUCUGCGAUGGAUCUAUGGCUUUUUCUUAUCCCUUGUCACACUUUACUGAUUUAUCAUUUAGUGCUGCCUUGAAAGAAGAACAAAGAUUGGAUCAUAUAUUACUGGAUGAUUCAAUAUCUCCAUUUGGAACAGAUCCUCUGCUAUCUGCAACUUCACCUACAGUAUCCAAAGAGAGCAGUAGGAGAAGUAGUUUUAGUACAGAUGAUGAAGAUGAGCUAUAAGAAACAAACAGACCAAAAAAACUGAACAAACCCAAUCUUCACAUUGGGAAGAAAUUCUCUGCUGGUGCUAUGCAAUUUUGCUCUGAGCCUGGUAUAUUGCUGAGGCUUAAUUUUUGUAAGAGAGUAAAUUGUUCAUGGCAAACUGAGUUUUGAGGAGUGUUGCAGCUAAGGAAGAGACUGCUUGAAGAUGCAAAAUUAAGUUGGAGAAAUAUUUUUGGCUAAAGUUACCUGAUUUGCAUGGAUACUUCUUUCUGUGUGCAGUUUUCAACCAAUAUUGAAAUGGUUCCCAGGAAGUGUGAAAAUCAUAUGUAAAAAAUAAACACAGAAUAUAGACUUCUACUUUGGAGUUAGCCCUGCACUGAAAUUUGAAAGUAGAAACUGAACUAAGUGCUUAUGGACAGAAUCAAUUACAGUCAAUGAAAACUACAAACCUCUACUUAGUCAUUGAUUUCAGUUUUGUCCAUUCUCCAACAUUAAAAAAAAAAAAAUCAGUUUAUGAGCAACAAGAUUGACAGAUUUAUGGUUCAUUGGCUCCCCCUUGCCCUCUGGUGGACAUGCUAAUGAGAACCCACAGCCAAAUGGAGGCAUAUUACAAAAUGGAACAUCUGCCCCUGGAUAAUUAGAAUUAAAUCUACAAUAAACACUGGAUAUUUUCCAAAGCACAGUGCUGAAAAUUUCCAAGCACUUUAACAAGUUGUCCUUAAUUUUUCUAGCCAUUUUUCUCUUCAUUUGCUCUUAAAACCUUACAGUUUAGUUAAUGAUAAAUGUAUUAGGCUAGAACAAAGAACUUGAUACAUCAUUUUCCCAUUCUACUACUCAUAUCAAAGUAAGCUUAUAUUGCAUCAUCUCUAAAAGGACUGCCUCAAAAAAUCCUCAUCUAAAACUGAUGCC